This is a messenger RNA of Exophiala viscosa, 2256 nucleotides long. Its product is annotated as cyclohexanone monooxygenase. Gene Ontology annotation, molecular function: N,N-dimethylaniline monooxygenase activity; flavin adenine dinucleotide binding; NADP binding. The transcript has 8 exons. The record is from RefSeq and is a predicted model, not a curated record. NCBI's taxonomy places the organism in Eukaryota, Fungi, Ascomycota, Eurotiomycetes, Chaetothyriales, Herpotrichiellaceae. The coding region runs from base 145 to 1896 and encodes 583 amino acids.
UGGAGUCAGAAACAUUCUGCGGGGUUCCGCCGAACGACCGUAUAUCAAUUGAUACUCAUCAUGCUGGCGGUUCCGCCUUCUUGUGAAUGAUUUUUAGUUCACGUAAGGAGUAAGUUUUGCUGAGCUGCUUUGACAGAUUGCAAAAUGUCGACGGAUCGAGUGAUCACCAUUUCAGCAGCCCCGACCGAGGAUGUCACUGUGCCGUCUGAUGCUCCGCACGAGAACGAGUGGUACAACGGACGCGACUUUGACGGCUACAGAAUUACCGAACAAUUACUGUAUCAGAGACGUAAGAUUCGAGUGAUAGGCAUUGGUGCCGGAGCUGCGGGUCUUCAACUUGCUUACAAGGCAGAACGUGCCUUGAAGGAUGUAGAUUUGCAGAUAUACGAGAAGAACAACGACGUUGGCGGCACCUGGUUGGAGAACCGAUAUCCUGGGUGUACCUGCGACAUACCGAGCCACAGUUAUCAGUUUACUUGGGCGAAAAAUCCUAAUUGGUCGAGAUUCUACUCAGGAUCGGAAGAGAUCUGGCAGUAUAUGAAGGACGUUGCCACCAAGUAUGACCUGGAAAAAUAUGUUCAAUUCAAAUCGACCGUGGAAUCCGCAACUUGGGACGAAGAAGCAGGCCUGUGGCGCUUGCAGAUCUUGGCCCCGGACGGUUCACGCAUCGAGGACAGCUGCAACAUCUUGAUAAACGGUUCUGGUGUUCUGAAUUCUUGGAAAUGGCCCAACAUUCCUGGUCUAGAUCUCUUCAAGGGCAAAUUGAUGCAUUCCGCGAAAUGGGACAACACCUAUGACUUGAAGGACAAGACGGUGGCUGUGAUUGGAGGUGGCUCUUCUGCUGUCCAGAUCAUCCCCUCAAUACAACCCAGUGUGAAGAAGUUAUACCCCUUUUUGAGAUCGCCGGUAUGGAUAACAACGGGCUUUGGUGCAAAAUAUGCAGGACCUGGUGGAACCAACUUCAAUUACCCUGAAGAGCAGAAGAAGGAAUGGAGUGAGCAUCCUGAGAAGCAUGCCCAGUACUGCCGCGACAUUGAGGGCGAACUGAACAAACGCUUCACAUUAAUGCACCUCAAGGCAAAAGAUCAGAAGGUCUCCCGAGAUCUCGUGGCAGAUAUCAUGUCAGAACAGCUCGGUCAUGAUCCAGUACUCACCAAGCAUAUGAUACCUCCAUUUGCCCUUGGAUGCCGGCGAAUGACCCCUGGUUCUGGAUACCUACAGGCUCUAAAGGCCGAGAACGUCGAAGUGGUUCAGUCAUCUGCCGUUCGCCUGACAGAGACCGGCAUUGUGGACGAGUCGGGCGUCGAGCGGGAGGUCGACGUGGUAAUUUGUGCCACAGGCUUUGAUACAACUUUCACUCCGCACUUCAAAGUGGUUGGAAGGAACAAUGCCGAAAUCCAUGAACAAUUUGGUGAUGCCCCUAUAGGCUAUCUUGGUAUUACUGCAGAGAACUUUCCGAACAUGUUUCUUCUGAUUGGACCGAAUGGACCUGCAUCACACUCGAGCAUUCUGCCGAUACUAGAAUGGUACACACGGUACAUCUUUCAGGUCAUCGAAAAGAUGCAGACGGAGCAAAUCAAGGCGAUCGACCCCAAGCCUGAAGCCAUCAAGGAUUUGUACAACCACACCCAUGAACUGAUGAAGCGGCUGGUUUGGUCAUCAGCAUGUCGAAGUUGGUUCAAGAAUGGGAAAACUCAUGGUCCGGUAACCGCGAUUUAUCCAGGCAGUCGCUUGCAUUUCUUCGAAAUACUGAAGAAUGUGCGGUGGGAGGACUACAACAUCACCUAUUGCGGUCCCAAUAGAUACGCAUUCAUGGGUAAUGGCUACACUCAGAUAGAAACUGAUCCAGAGGGUGACCCUGUAUGGUACUUCGACGAUCCUUUUGUCAAGAUAUGAUCAGCUUUGUCGGCUGCUCAUCAAGUGCAUUAGUAGAGGUAUGCCACAAUGAGAGUGUAUCGGAUUGGACGUGGUAGAACAAUUAAUUCCCAGGUAUAUCACGCCUUUACGGGGCGUCUUUCAUGCUGAACACACAGGGCAUACACCUGUGCGCGACAUAUAUGUCCGCGGUUUCCGGCUAUAAAGCGCCAGCCAGUCAGUCGGCUGGUCGGCGUCGCCUCAGAAAGGUUCAAGGGCUGUGGGGGCCUGUCAUAGUGGACGAUAGGCACUUCAAUUGGUGACUGGCAAUGCUUGAUUAGUUAAAGCGCAGAACGAGGUUCUCCACCAUCAAUUGUUCUCCGCUCUGCGCCCUGUGUGACG